UCAACGGUGAUUCAGCGACUUUGACCGCAUAAGAAACGCUAGAAACACGGAUUUAUUAUUUCGUGUCGAUCUGUGAGGACCUGAGUUUCAAUUUCGAUUUGAAGUAAAUUCAGCAUUUCAUCUAACAUAGUAGAAUGGAGAUCUGCGGUCUUGUGACUGAGAAAAAUAACCCAAUGCCUCUGAAGAGCAUCUCAGUGGAGGUUCUGGUUCAGGAUCAUGUAGCCACAGUCUCCUCCACUCUGCAGUAUGUGAAUGAGGAAGAGCGCCCCCUGGAGGCCUUGUUCGUCUUCCCUCUGCCUGCUGAUGCUGCUGUCUGCCACUUCAGUGCCAAGAUCGGAGAGCAGGAGAUUGUGGCAGAGGUGCAGGACAGAGAAACCGCGAGGGAUCAGUAUGAUGACGCUGUGAGUUCAGGUCAACAGGCGUUUCUGUUGGAAAAGAGCGCAGAGAGUCCUGAUGUGUUCAGACUGAGUGUCGGGUGUCUGUCGGCGGGUCAGAACGCUACUGUCACCAUCAUCUACGUCACCGAGCUCGCUGUGCAGGACGACCACUCGCUGCGCUUCUGUCUGCCGGCUGUACUCAACCCCCGAUACACACCAGUAGGUUCAGCUGCUGGCAUAGUCUCAGAGAUUUCAUCCGGAGCUGUUCCCUACACGCUGACUCUCAGUGUUCAUGUGAGCUCUCCAAAGCCCAUCUCCAAACUAGAGUCCAACUGCACUCUGGAUCCUCUAGUGUUCCUCCACUCUGAUCACACUCAGGCCACGGUGAAUCUGAGUCCUGGUCACAUGUUUGAUAAGGACGUUGAGCUGUUUGUGUACUAUAAGGAUACCCAUCAGCCCUCUGCUGUAGUGGAGGCAGGAGUGACCACUGCCCCGCCAGGUUCUCUGAUGAGGGAUACAGUGGUUAUGAUAAAUUUGUACCCAGAGUUUCCAGAGGAAGUGAUGUCAUUGGCAUCUCGAGGCGAGUUUGUUUUUGUGAUUGACAGAUCAGGCAGUAUGGGCAGCAUGAUGCAUCAAGGGAAAGAAGCACAGAAUCGAAUUGAAAGCGCAAAGGACACUCUGCUGUUACUGUUGAAGAGUCUGCCCAUGGGAUGCUACUUCAAUAUCUAUGGAUUUGGCUCUCGUUUUGAGUCCUUCUUCCCUCAGAGUGUUGAGUACAAUCAGAAAACAAUGGAUCAGGCUUUGAAGAGAGUGAAGGAAAUAAAAGCAGACAUGGGCGGCACAGAGAUAUUACAGCCUCUAAAACACAUCUACAGUCAGCCCUGUUACCCUGAUCACCCCAGACAGCUGUUCAUCUUCACUGAUGGAGAAGUGGGAAACACUAAAGAGGUGCUGGAUCUGGUGAAAAGUCACGCUCACUCUCACAGGUGUUUCUCAUUCGGGAUUGGUGAGGGUGCGAGUGCCGCCCUCAUCACAGGAAUGGCCAGAGAGGGAUCUGGUCACGCUCAGUUCAUCACAGACACCGACCGCAUGCAGCCCAAAGUGAUGCAGUCGCUCAGGUUUGCUCUGCAGCCCGCUGUGCUUAAUAUCUCUGUGGAUUGGACCAUUCCAGAUGAUGUUACGGUUGACACACUGUCUCCACCCAUCAAUGUGCUCUUCCAGGGUCAAAGGACACUCAUUUAUGCCCAGCUUAAAGGAGAGAGUUCAGGAGGCUCUGAGGGAACAGUGACAGUCAAAUAUAGUCUCAAAGAUCAACCAGUAACAAACCAGCUCCACUUCUGCCUCAAACCAACUGAGGAAACACAGUUGUCUAUUCACCGGCUGGCGGCUCGGACCCUGAUCCGUUCUCUGGAGCAGGAGGAGAGGUCAGGAGCUGCAGAUGUUGAGGACAUCAGGAGCAGGAUGGUGGAGCUCAGUGUUCAGGCAGGAGUCAGCUGUGUUCAUACAGCCUUCAUUGCUGUGAAUAAAGACAGCAGACAGACUGUGAAAGGACCCCUGCUGCAGAGAAGAGUAUGGACACGCGAUUUCUCUUCAGAAAUUGACAUGAUGCAAGUAAAUUAUGAUCACAUAGCACCCCGCAAGUUUUGUUUAUCAUCAUCAAGGCAUUGCAUUUCAGAUGAACAAUCAUUUCACUGCUCAAAGAUGAUGUCGUUCACAGAGCGAGCAGUCUUCAAAAUGUCUAAUCAGGUAACGGCAGGUAAGAGAACCAGACGUACUCCGAUGUAG
Molecule: messenger RNA, 2162 nt
Organism: Carassius carassius (crucian carp)
Lineage: Eukaryota; Metazoa; Chordata; Actinopteri; Cypriniformes; Cyprinidae
Product: von Willebrand factor A domain-containing protein 5A-like
Exons: 16
Coding region: 135-2162 (675 amino acids)
Source: RefSeq, a predicted model, not a curated record